AUGGAAGAUACUAAGGCAAAUAUAAAUAUAAAAGCAUUGCUACCUAAGGAUUGCAACAUUUCAAAGCUAGAGUCCAGCUUAGCUGCAAAUCCAGCGUCUCAUGAGGCCUUACAGAGGCAACUUUCUCAAAUGCAGCAACAGGUUCUACCUUUAAGACUUUUAUUUAAUAACUUGUUAUCUAUUCUUUCUGGAACAAAUGAUACAAUAGCUGAUAAUGAAAUAUACUAUUCCACAGUUCGGGAGAUGGUAGUUGAAAUAUCUCAACAGCUUCAAAAUAUAUCCGGUAAUAUGGCGCAAUUAGAACCAAUUCUUUCCACAGUAAGAUCAUAUAACCAAGAACCAAAUCGUAGUUCAUUUUCACAGCUACUUCAGAACUUAUCAGAGACCAAAAGUUUAUCCCAAAAGUUCCCACAGCCAAUUAUGACUACAGCUUCAUCUAAUAAAAGAUCAAAAUCGCAAGCUGCUACUCCAAUAAGCUCUACUUCUAACCAAAACGUUAAUCUGUCCAGCGUCGCUCCUGCACCCGCUAAGAAACCAAGAAAACGUCAACCAAAGAAACAGACAACAAGCUCAAAGAAGCAAAAUAUACAGCCAUCUCAACAGAGUCAAAAGUCUACGCCUACUGCGUUACCAAUAAAGAGUCAAAAAUCAGCUCCACCCCCUAAUUUAAACCCUACACAAUUUAUGGCAGCAAACAGUGUAUCACCUACUAAUGUAAUCAAUACACCGGUGAUUGCAACUCCAUUAAAUGGAAUAAAGUCUCCAACUGUUAAUUCUCCACAAGUUAAUAAUAAUCUUAUAGGCUCAAAUGAUAUAUUUCCUGGCUCAAACCAGCAUAUUAGUAUGAAUAAUAUUACACCAGCAAAUAUAUUGAACACUAAUUUAAUGAGUAAUAAUGGCAAUAUUAAUAACAAUAGCAAUAAUAGUAAUAGCAAUAAUAGUAUGAACUUUAACGUAAAUGCUAAUAUGAGCCACAAUAACGGUAGCAAUAACUCAACUAAUAAUAAUAACACAAAUAAUAGUAAUAAUAAUAAUAACAAUAAUAAUAAUCAUAAUAAUAGAUCCAAUAUUAGUAUGGGUUAUAACAGUAAUAUUGCAAACAACAACCAUACUAUGCAUAAUGCUAAUAAUUCUAAUAGCAGUGCUAGCAAUCAUACAAAUAGCAACAAUAAUGGAAAUAACAAUGCUAACAACAAUAAUAUUAACAGUAUUGAUAGCUCGAAUCUCAAUCUCAGCAACAGCAAUAAUGGGGGAAAUGAUUUAAAUUUAUUAGACUUUAACAAUAUUGAUUUUGGGAACAGUCUAGAUUUUGUUUAG
Henningerozyma blattae CBS 6284 is the source of this 1317-nucleotide messenger RNA. It is a transcript of the gene PGD1, whose product is annotated as Pgd1p. Lineage: Eukaryota; Fungi; Ascomycota; Saccharomycetes; Saccharomycetales; Saccharomycetaceae. The transcript has a single exon. Gene Ontology annotation, biological process: regulation of transcription by RNA polymerase II. The coding region runs from base 1 to 1317 and encodes 438 amino acids. The record is from RefSeq and is a predicted model, not a curated record. Gene Ontology annotation, cellular component: mediator complex. Gene Ontology annotation, molecular function: transcription coregulator activity.